Selaginella moellendorffii is the source of this 2237-nucleotide messenger RNA. RefSeq names its product probable ferric reduction oxidase 1. Bases 291 to 2225 code for a protein of 644 amino acids. The record is from RefSeq and is a predicted model, not a curated record. Gene Ontology annotation, cellular component: plasma membrane. NCBI's taxonomy places the organism in Eukaryota, Viridiplantae, Streptophyta, Lycopodiopsida, Selaginellales, Selaginellaceae. Gene Ontology annotation, molecular function: oxidoreductase activity. The transcript has 6 exons.
CAACCUAUUGGCUCUUACAUUUAAAACUGAAGUAUUUUUGUCUGUAACAAGACUAGCCAAAACUAUCUAGAUUGUGAGAAGGGCCAAAAGAACUGGCACAGUGCUACCAUGUAAAACAGUGCCUAACAAAGAUCAAGUAGAAAGCACAAACAAAGUGACAAGAAACAGUGCUUCACUCCAAACGUUUGUGCUGGUUGCUACUCGAAAUGGCUCCGUCGAUCCCACUCCAUCUCAUCCAGCACAUAUAAAAGCCUGUUUCGCGAGCAUGGAGCUCAUCGAGAAGAACCACAAUGAAGAACACUACGCGUGUUCAUGUUGUAGUUCAACUCGUAUUCAUCUUCGUUUUUGCGGGAUGGAUCUUCAACUGGAUCAUGCUGCCAACGCAAGCUUGGUAUAAGUUCUGGGGUCUCAUUCUUGACAAGAACGACUCCAGGGCCUAUGGAGAAUCCGCUUUCUUCGGCAGCAUCUACAUGAAAUACAUCAAGAUGUUAAGCAGUGGAUUGAAGGAUCCCUGUAAGAUCACGAUGACAACUUCACAAAGUCAAGUUUUUGAUCGAAAUACCUUCGGUUUUUUUUUUCUUUAUAGGUGGCUCAGAAGAUGUGAAAUCAUUGGAUACGAGCUUGGUUAUGCUGGACUCGUCCCGUUCGCUUUCCUGUUCUUCCCAGUCGCAAGAACCUCCUCAAUUCUCCACUUGGUGAACAUUCCUUUCGAGCAUUCCGUCAAGUACCACAUCUGGGUAGCAAACAUUACUUUGGUUCUCUGGACGGGUCACUCCGUUGCUUAUCUCAUUCUCUGGAUUCUUCUCGUCAAAAUAAGCAUACCUCUGACGAGCUCGCAUGGUUUUUGGUUUUUACUCUUCAAGUUUAUCAACCAAGGUGGAAGGUUCGACCUCGCUGGAAUCGGAGCCUCGGUGGCCUUCGCCACAAGCCUUAUCAUGUGGAUCACUGCAAUAAAACCCGUGAGAAAUCGCAAAUUCGAGAUGUUCUUCUACACGCACCAGCUCUACAUCGUCUUCAUCUUUAGCUUCGCCGUCCACGCUGGAGAUCGAGGCCUGGAGACAAUAGCGGCUGGUAUGGUCCUGUUCUUCGUUGAUAGACUCCUCAGGUACCUCCAGUCGCGGAGGCAUGUUGAUAUGGUUUCUGCAAAGCUAAUAUCCUCGGACAUGAUGGAGCUAGCCUUUGCAAAAGAUCCAAGUUUGCGAUAUCCAGCCUCGAGCAUUAUGUUUCUCAACAUCCCAGCAGUGUCUAAGCUCCAGUGGCAUCCUUUCACAGUGACCACCAACUCAAACGUGGACGACUACAAGAUCUCCGUGGUCAUCAAAUCCAAAGGAUCCUGGACAAAGAAACUCAGGAACUACGUGACCAACCCCAAGAACUAUCACGUCGACGCGAUCAUCGAAGGCCCCUAUGGACACAGCUUAGACUACCUGAUCGACUACUCAAUCCUGGUGUUCGUCGCUGGAGGCAGUGGGAUCACACCCUUCAUCCCAAUUCUCAAGGAGGUGUUCUUCCAGAUCCAAACCGGCCAGAGACCACUUCCGGAAAAGAUCGAGCUCAUCUGGACUUUACGAAACUCGGACGAGCUCAGUGUUUUAGAAUCAGUGUCACCCUGGUCGAUCUGUCCAGACUUUUCCUAUCUGCUCAAUCUCCAAAUCCACGCAUACCUCACAAGACAAGACGCCACGGACCUCAAGAACAAGCCAUCCAACUCUCACGAGACAAUCCUCUUCACAGGAACGCAAUACGAGAAGUACCUCACGCACAAGAAACCAAAGUUUAAGGCAGUCACAGGCACGCAAAGCUACGCUCUCCACGCAGCAGUGAUCCUGGCAAGUUUCGGAGGAUACUUACUUCUCUCGGGAGUGAUCCGGCGAUUCAUCGUGUUCCCGCUGGAUCACAACGUCUAUCACAUCUACAACAAGCCUUCCGCGGGGACGAUCGCGCUGCUCGAGUACUUGGCGGCGGUGGUGGUGUUUGGAGGGAGCACGGCGGUGGCGUGGACGUGGUGGAAGGAGAGGAGGAUUGGAGCGGUGAUGGGGAUGAAAAUGGAGCUCCCAUUCGUGGUGGAGGAGGAUCCAGUGAUGCUCACGGAUGUGCAUUUUGGAUGCCGGCCAGACUAUCCAGGUGAGUGGAAGAAUUUCUUCUCGAUUGAUCACUUACGAGAGGAAUUUGUGGGAUUCCAGAGAUCUUCUUCGAGCACGCGAGGAGGCGGAGGAAGGGCGUGAGCGUCGGCGUGA